GAAAAGACAACAUUUUUAGAUCUUGUUAAUGACCUCCUUGGACUCCUUGAUGCUCUCAACAUCCCAAAGUGAAAAAAUGGAUGAAAUAAAGCAUAAAUUCAUAGAAGUGAAUGGGCUAAAACUUCAUGUAGCUGAAAUUGGAAGUGAAUCUUCUACAUCUCUAGUUGUAGUAUUCUUACAUGGGUUCCCUGAAAUAUGGUAUUCUUGGAGGUAUCAAAUGUUGGCCAUUGCCACAUCUGGUUGUUUUAGAGCCAUUGCUUUCGAUUACAGAGGUUAUGGGUUGUCCGGAAAGCCGGGAGUACCUGAAAAAACAACAUUUGUAGGUCUUGUUAAUGACCUCCUUGGACUCCUUGAUGCUCUCAGCAUUCCAAAGGCUUUUCUCGUUGGUAAAGAUUUUGGAGCUUUUGUCACUUCCUUAUUCGUCGUUUUGCAUGAGGAGAGAGUCUCCGGAUUUGUUACCAUGGGGGUACCAUUUAUGCUCCCAGGUCCAUCCGACUACGACAAAUACCUUCCAGAAGGCUUCUAUAUCUCAAGAUGGGCGGAACCAGGGCGAGCUGAGGCCGAUUUUGGUCGAUUUGAUGCUAAAACUGUUGUAAGGAAAAUCUACAUCUCCUUCUCUAGAAGUGAAUUACCAAUAGCCGACGAAAAUCAGGAAAUCCUAGAUUUGGUGGAACCAGGCACUCCUCUGCCCUUUUGGUUAAGUGAAAAAGAUCUAGCAAUCUAUGGAGCUUUAUACGAGAAAUCAGGAUUCCAGACUGCUUUGAAGGUUCCUUAUAGGGCCAUGGGCAAAGAAAUGAAUGUGACAGAACGAAUGGUUAAAGUUCCAGCACUGUUAAUAAUGGGUGAGAAGGAUUACGUCCUCAAAUUUCCAGGAAUGGAAGAAUACAUUAGUAGCGAAAAACUGAAAAGUUUGGCACCAAAUUUGGAGAUAACCUUUAUGCCUGAAGGAACUCAUUUUGUUCAAGAACAAUCGCCUGAUGAGGUUAAUCAACUUCUCCUCAGCUUCCUUCACAGUAAAAGUUAAAUCCUGAAACCUUCAAUGAUGAUUUUUCGGAAGUGCUGAUCUCUAUCUGUUUGGACUGUUAACUGCAGUGGCGUAGCCACGUACAGUGAUGGGUGGUCAGUGAACGCCCUUUGUUGAAAUAUUAUAUUGUGCAUAUAGAAAAUGAUAUAUAUAUCGAGGGUAUUUAAGCGUUCUGAUUAGUGUCAUAUUAUAAUACUUGUGUUUGUGUAUGUGAUGUAUAAGCCUAUGGCCCAUGGUGUAUACUGAAGCAGUAUGUAGUUUGGAAUUCUGGUACAAAAGUUGGAUGUGUGAUGAAUUGGCUUGUUUUACUA
Lycium ferocissimum is the source of this 1335-nucleotide messenger RNA. RefSeq lists its product as uncharacterized. The record is from RefSeq and is a predicted model, not a curated record. NCBI's taxonomy places the organism in Eukaryota, Viridiplantae, Streptophyta, Magnoliopsida, Solanales, Solanaceae. Gene Ontology annotation, molecular function: hydrolase activity. The transcript is spliced from 5 exons. Bases 29 to 1024 code for a protein of 331 amino acids.